Protopolystoma xenopodis is the source of this 381-nucleotide messenger RNA. The record is from the annotation of a GenBank genome assembly. Lineage: Eukaryota; Metazoa; Platyhelminthes; Monogenea; Polystomatidea; Polystomatidae.
AUCUCACGUGUAGCCAGCACCGAGCCUGUGAUCUCUGGCCGAAGUACCAGUCUGGCGGUUUCACCCGAAGUACACAGCGAGGCUGAGCCUAGUGCCCGUCGGAGUGCCGAUUCUCUCUCCAUCCCAGUGAUGGACCGACCUUUAAGUGGCUUGCAGAGUGGACCUGGCCACAGUUCUGCUGGCCUCGUUCGAGAGCGUCAUUUACCCAUCCGGUCGGCUCGGCCUCGUGCCUCAGCCGUCAGGCCAAGCGGAUGGAGACGGUCUCGACAGGCGGUACAUCGGAACAUGCCCAGACUGACGGGCGAGCUCGAGUGGGCGUCUGAACUGCAUCGUCGUUUAACUCAGGCAAUGGAGUUGGCCGAAUCAUUGGACUAUCCGUAA